Molecule: messenger RNA, 2004 nt
Organism: Aspergillus chevalieri
Lineage: Eukaryota; Fungi; Ascomycota; Eurotiomycetes; Eurotiales; Aspergillaceae
Product: ferric reductase family protein
Exons: 1
Coding region: 1-2004 (667 amino acids)
Biological process (GO): intracellular iron ion homeostasis; copper ion import; iron ion transport
Cellular component (GO): plasma membrane
Molecular function (GO): ferric-chelate reductase activity
Source: RefSeq, a predicted model, not a curated record
AUGCUCUCCCCGCGUCAUGGCAGCAGCGGCUCCGGUGGUGGUAUUAUGCAGCAUCACUGGGGUUAUUUCACCCGGGAAUUGCCGUGCACUAGCGAUCCGGGGAAUUGCGCGUACUUGGAUGCUGUGUAUGGGGGGCAUGAUUUGUCGAUGAUAUAUAGCGCUAUUCUUUGGGCGGUUAUUGGGGGUGUUCUUUUGGUUUGCGCUGUGGUUAAUUAUUUUCCGGUCUCGCGACGAGUUACCGGUGCCGGGACCAAGGAAGUCGAGCAACCGAAUGAGCGACAGAGCACGGUAUAUCGUGUUUGGAGAUUUGUCACCGCCGCAUCGAAUCGCUAUCUUCUUCCGGAAUCUCUGACGCCCGUGUUUGGACACACGACCCGACUCAACAUUCUCAUCCUCGUCAUUUUAAUCGGAUACCUCACCAUUUUCACAUUCGUCGGAAUCACAUACAAAACAUGGUACAGCCCCGUCGAAGGAACGAAACUGCAGACGACACGAGUCGGACUGGGCCCCUGGGCUGAUCGGAUCGGGGUCAUGGCAUACGCAUUGACGCCGCUAUCCCUGCUUCUCAGCAGCAGGGAGUCAUUGCUCUCCUUGAUCACUGGCAUCCCAUACCACCACUUCAACUUCCUGCAUCGCUGGCUGGGAUGGAUAAUCUAUAUCCAGUCCGCUUUGCACACGAUCGGCUGGACCGUCGUGGAAGGACGCCUGUAUCAGCCGCAGCCGCAGAAGUGGAAUGAGUUCAUAUCGCAGCAGUACAUCAUCUCCGGUAUUGUUGCAAUGAUUUGCAUUACCUUUCUUGUCCUGCAUAGCACGAAAUGGUGCAUCAGACUGACUGGAUAUGAAUUCUUCCGAAAGUCGCAUUAUGUUAUCGCCAUGGUAUAUGUUGGGACUUGCUGGGGACACUGGGAUAAGUUGAGAUGCUGGAUGAUCGCGUCGCUUAUCGUGUGGAUGUUAGAUAGGACUAUACGAUUCGUGCGUGUUUUCGUCGUGCAUUGCGCGGGUAGUGCAGGGUUGAAUUAUUCCUUAUGUGGCAGUGUUCUGGUCCCUAAGGCCAAGAUGAUUUCUUUCCAUAAUGGUCAGGAUGGAGAUGUGGUCCGCUUGGAUUUCCAGCAUGACUAUCCGUCAUGGGAAAUCGGUCAACAUUUUUAUUUAUGUUUCCCUGAACUUAGUGUUUGGCAGUCGCACCCGAUGACACCGAGCAGUGUUCCAGUACAAAAUCCGCAGGGACAGGGCCAGUCGCAUUCGUACAUCAUCAGGGCAAAGAAGGGCCUGACCAAGGACCUGGCAGGGAUUGCCCGCGAGACCCAGACGGAAUCAGGAUCGUCACUGGACGGAGGAAGAACCACGGAGAUUCUUCUCUCAGGUCCGUACGGACAGUCGAUAGCCGACACUGAUCUGAUCAGAACAGACGACAUUAAUCUCUUCUGUGUCGCUGGCGGCACGGGAAUAACAUUUAUUCUGCCGGUGUUAAUGUCGCUGGCGGCGAGCAACCAAUUGUGUUGCAGAAAAGGGUUGACGGAAUUUGUCUGGGUUAUUCGACGGAAGGCGGAUAUGCAAUGGAUCAGCACGGAGCUUGACACUUUGCGCGAAGCUGCGGAAAUCUUCCCCUCGUUGCGAAUUCGCAUUUUCAUUACCCGAGAGGAGCUCUCAAGUGACGGUACAUCAUCCGAAUCCACUAAUGCCAACCUGAUGGACAAGGGAUUCUCUGACAAGACCGUUGAGAACUCUUGUUGCGGGCAACCAUCUCCGAAUGAAGAUGACCAGCCAUUUAUGGUCCAGCAUAUCAAGAACUCCGACACAGCACACCCGAACCUUGCGCCAAUUCUUGGUAACUUCGUCUCUAGGACAGUUGCUGGACCGAUAAGAGUGAUGGCCAGUGGGCCUCCGGGAAUGAUAUCGGACCUUAGGAAGGCGGUGGCAUUAUCGAAUGAUCCUGGUCGGGUUUGGACAGGAGACGAGAGAUGUGAUGUACAGUUGGUGUAUGACGAUCGUGUGGAGUGGUAA